Messenger RNA from Lecanosticta acicola, 873 nucleotides. Lineage: Eukaryota; Fungi; Ascomycota; Dothideomycetes; Mycosphaerellales; Mycosphaerellaceae. The record is from the annotation of a GenBank genome assembly.
AUGGUCGACCAGAAGACACCGCUGGAGCCCCCUCCGGCAUACGACGACCAGUCCCGAGCCAAACAGCCUUCUCCCAAUGCCAGACCAGGUGCUCCGGGCCCCGUCCCACCGCGACCUCUCGACCUACCGGCGUUGACCAUGAUCCGAGGCCGACGAGUGAUUCUGGCAUCCGCAUCACCUCGCAGAAGACAACUCCUCGCACAGGUGAGCAAACAUCACGUCCUGCAUGCUGUCACUGGAAGCUGAGCGGCGCAAUGACAGCCCGCUUGACAGAUCGGCCUGACGAAUCUCGAAAUCAUACCCUCGACGCUGCCCGAAGACAAGGACAAAUCGCUUGCGCCGUUCGAAUACGUCCUGCAGACUGCGGAGCAGAAGGCUCGCAAUGUGUAUCAGGCCACCAUUGAUGAUCCCCAAGGAGAGCCUGCGCUGGUGUUGGCCGCGGAUACGGUAGUCGCGACGCAUUUUGGUCAGAUCCUGGAGAAGCCAAAGAGCGAGAGGGAGCAUUUCGCGAUUCUACAGAUGCUUCGGGAUCAGAACAACGGUUGGCAUAAGGUCUAUACAGCAGUCGUGUGUAUGGCUCCUCUGGAGAGCUUGAUGGAUCCCGGCUACGCCAUGGAGACGCAUGUGGAAGAGACGCAGGUCAAGUUCGACCAGGAAGUCACAGAUGACUUGCUUAUGUCGUAUGUUCGGACGAGAGAAGGCGCGGAUAAGGCUGGAGGAUAUGGCAUCCAGGGCCUGGGAAGCAUCUUGGUCGAGAAGAUCGAUGGCACGUUCGACAACGUCGUCGGUCUGCCGCUGAGAGCUACUCUGCAGCUCAUCGAGAAGGUGGUCGUUGAUCCGGCGGUCCCCGAGGAAGUCGAUGAGGCUAUUUGA